Molecule: messenger RNA, 612 nt
Organism: Vicia faba (fava bean)
Lineage: Eukaryota; Viridiplantae; Streptophyta; Magnoliopsida; Fabales; Fabaceae
Source: the annotation of a GenBank genome assembly
AUGGAUCAUUACUCUUCUCCCGGAGGCACAUGGACAAUGAUUCCAACCCCAAAUUCCAAUUCCCAAAUCCAAUCCCAAUCCAAUCAAGACCCAAACCUUUAUCUUCAACAACAACAGCAACAAUUUCUCCAUCAACAACAACAACAGCAAUCUUUUCAACAACCACAAACCCCCCAAUCUCAAUUCCAACUCCAGCAACAACAGCAACAGCAACAACAGCUUUAUCAACAACAACGACUUCUACAACAACCACAACCACAACAACAACAACAACAACAACCCCAACAACCACAGCAACAACAGCAGCAGAAUCUUCACCAAUCACUCGCUUCUCACUUCCAUCUCUUACAUUUGUUGGAGAAUUUGGCUGAGGUUGUGGAACAUGGAAACCCGGAUCAGCAAUCGGAUGCAUCGAUUGCUGAAUUGAGUAACCAUUUUGAUAAGUGUCAGCAGCUGUUGAACUCAAUCUCUGCUUCUAUUAGCACCAAAGCCAUGACCGUCGAGGGACAGAAGAAGAAGCUAGAGGAAAGCGAGCAAUUGCUAAAUCAGCGAAGAGAUUUAAUUGCCAAUUACACAAAAUCUGUGGAGGAGCUUGUCAAGUCUGAGCCAUAA